AGACAUGCUCUUUCAGCGCGUGUUAUAAUUGUAUUACGUAAAGGAAAUAUAAAAUUUUGCUGUUGAACGUUAUUUGUAAUUGACAAUUAUUGCCACUAUAAUAAGCCUCUAGACGUCGCAUAAACAUUCGUUAUCACUUAAUUAAGCAGAAUCGUGCAAUUAAAAAUGAAAGUGAGGACUUUAAUAGUUGUGUUCGUUAUUGUAACGUUAUCCCUAUAUAUUACCGUCCAGGGACAAGGACGAGGCAAAGCGAAGGGGCGGGGCAAACAAAAAGGUCGUAGAGGCCGAAAACUGGGCCGGCUUCGGGGAGGCAAAGGAGGGCGGGGCAAAGGCUUGCGCGGUAAACUUCUAAAGGUUGGUGGCGGUCCGGCGUUUGAAAGGCCGGGUCAAGACAUGUGUGCGCUGGUGGACUGUAUACAAGUUGGAUCCAUUUGUUCCGACGGAUCCAAGCCAAUUCAGAAGCCAGACGAUUGCUGUCUCAGCUGCCCAGCCGAUAAAAAGAAAGGUGCUGGUCGGAAGGGCGGGCGGAAACGAGGCCGAGGGAAGGGUUUGGGUCGGCGAGGCAAAGUAGGCCGCGGUCGUCCUUUUAAAGUAGGACGCGGUGGACCUCCCAAAGGCAUUGGCGGCCCGAAGGUCGGAGGGCAGAGCCCCGUUCAGCCAGAAUGCAGCUAUCAUUACUGUCCAAAACUGCCUUGCCCGCCCAACAACCAGAUAAAAGCACCGGGCGAGUGUUGUUUCCAGUGUCAAGACAUGUGUGCGCUAGUUGACUGUGCACAACAUAGGCUCAUUUGCUCCGGCGGAUCCAAGCCAAUUCGAAAGCCAGGCGACUGCUGUCUCAGCUGUCCACAAGGGGAAGAGGAUUGUUCCCUGUUAAAGUGUGGCAUUCCGAAAUGCCCCGGAAACACCAAGCCAAUAACCCUUCCAGGGAAUUGCUGCCCGAGCUGUCCGCCGGAUCAUUGUUCCAAUAUAUCCUGCAUGCAAGUACUUGACUGUCCGGAAAACGCAAAGCCUUCGGUGAAACCCGGAGAUUGCUGCCCGAGUUGCCCGCCUGACCCGUGUGCUGGAAUCAUGACAUUGUGUCCAACGAUUCCAUUAAAAUGUCCGGGUAACUUGGAUCCCAUCAUAAAUCCCGAAGAAUGCUGUAAAAGCUGCCCACCGGAUACAUGUGAAGGACGAAUUUGUCCACUACUAAGCUGUCCUGGUGGCGCAGACCCAGUGAAAAAGCCAGGCGACUGCUGUUCCUCUUGCCUAGCUGACCCGUGCGUGAACGUUCCUUGUGAAUGGCCACUCUGCGGACCGGGCUUGGCACCCGCACGAAAACCAGGAGAAUGCUGCCCUACCUGCCCGCCUGAUCCCUGCGCGGGGGUUGCCUGUCCACUCCAGCCGCCUUGCCCGGGCGGUGCAAAGAGGGUGAUGAAGCCAGGGGAAUGCUGUGAAACAUGUCCGCCGGAUCCAUGCGCGAGAGUUGCUUGCCCCGUAAUGGAACCAUGUGCUGUUGGCACGAUGCCGGUGACAAAGGUCGGAGACUGCUGUCCCAGCUGCCCGGAUGACUGUUCGGGCACCACGUGCCCUCAACGGACCGACUGCCCCGGAGGCGUGACUCCGACUAUGAAACCUGGCCAGUGUUGCCCUUCAUGUCCGGACGCGCCCGGCAAGCCCGGUAAUUGCCCGGCGAUGCUCCCCGACGUGAUGAUCAGCUGUGUUAUGACCGGCGACCUCUGUCUGAAUGAUGCCGAAUGUCCCGACGACGAGAAGUGCUGUAACGACGGUUGUGGACGCUCCUGUCAGCCGCCUGACGGCUGCAGUGAAAAUGGAAUAUCUUUUAAUGAAGGGGAUGAAAUGCCCAGCAAUGACGACUGUAAUAGUUGCUACUGUAACCUGGGCAGGAAAGAGUGUGCGGUCCAAUCUUGCCCAGCCCCAAGUUGCGCUGUGCCCGUUAAACAGCCCGGUGAUUGCUGCCCGAUUUGCGCGCCCUGAGCACGAACGUACACUAGAUCGAGUAUACAACAACUGCAGGGAAUAGUUAUUUAGUUCAAAAUCGUUCAAAACUCCUUAUUUGCUAUGCAAAUGCUUAUUAAAAUGCAUUGUAUGAAAUGUGGUCUACUACUAAUUGGCGAAGUGCAUUGUGUUGGCCUGUUAGUGUUGUGCCCUUUUCCACUUCACCAGAUGCCGUCUUUACCUAUAACCAUUAUAUGGUUUAACAUUAAAUAAAGUCAGUGGUGUCCAGCCAUUCAA
Molecule: messenger RNA, 2235 nt
Organism: Mya arenaria
Lineage: Eukaryota; Metazoa; Mollusca; Bivalvia; Myida; Myidae
Exons: 4
Coding region: 166-1977 (603 amino acids)
Cellular component (GO): extracellular region
Molecular function (GO): protein binding; peptidase inhibitor activity
Source: RefSeq, a predicted model, not a curated record